Messenger RNA from Mobula hypostoma (lesser devil ray), 3733 nucleotides. Its product is annotated as probable G-protein coupled receptor 153. The transcript has 7 exons. The record is from RefSeq and is a predicted model, not a curated record. Gene Ontology annotation, cellular component: membrane. Gene Ontology annotation, biological process: G protein-coupled receptor signaling pathway. Lineage: Eukaryota; Metazoa; Chordata; Chondrichthyes; Myliobatiformes; Myliobatidae. Bases 1076 to 3010 code for a protein of 644 amino acids. Gene Ontology annotation, molecular function: G protein-coupled receptor activity.
AACCACAGUUGAACCUCUUGAGCAUGUCUGCAUGCUUUUAUGCAUUGAGUUUUUGCCACACGAUUGGCUGAUUAGACAUUUGCAUUCUUGAGAAAGUGUAUCCAAUACUAGAGGGCAUGCAUUUAAAGUGAGAGGAGAUAAGUGCUAAUUGGAACUUAGGGCAAGCUUUUACAUAGAGAUUGGUGGAUGCCAGGGGUGUUUUCAUGCUUAGAUGUACUGAGUUGCUGCUACAUGAUUGGCUGAAUAGUUAUUUGCAUUAAUCAGCAAAAGUACAGGUGUACCUAGUAAAGUGGCCACUGAUUGUAUUACAAUGAAAGCACAUUUAUUACCUCGACAGCAUUGAACUUUGCUGGAAGUCUUUCAUACCUUCAGGAUCUUUAAGACAACUGCUGUGUCAAUCUUGCUUUCUCCAUUCUUUCCCCAAGUCCUAUAGAUCUUUUUCAGUAUUUAUUUCAUUCCCUCUAAAAUCAGCCUCCACAACCAUUUUUCUUGCUGAGAACAAUCAGUUCUCUUUCGUAAUCAAUUAUCUUUUAUCUGUGUCCUUUGAUUAUCUUGCUGACAGUGGAAAAGUUUUCCUUAUUUACUCUUUUUAAACCUUUCUUAAUUUAGAAUGAGCUCUAUUAAAUCUCCCUUUAAGCUACACUGUCAUUCAGAAUGAGUUGACUUUUCCAGGGCAGGCAGGGUCUGAGGAGCAGGAAAAUAGCUACAUCUUUAGGAAAGAAGCAUGAAUCUUACGAAUGAAGAAAUUGGAUUAAUAUAUAGUACCCUUUGACCUCUUAGUAGUCCCAAGGCAUUUGACAGUUGCAUUAUCUAUCAACAUUUGAUGCAAUGCCACUGCAGGAAAUAUUGGUACAGAUGAACAAACAUUGCUUUUAUGGAAGCUAUCCUGAUCAGGUAUGUGAAGAGGACGAGAGUGUUCUAUCACUGAAACAGGUGGUGAUGAUGUAUCGUAUUGACUGUGUGCCAUGAAGUGGCUGGGGGCCCCGCUAUCCCUCCUCUCGCUGGAACUGAUUCGGUGCUAGAAUGCCUCUUCUCACCCGUCCCCCUGCACUCAGUCUGCUCCAGGUGCCAGGCAAUGGGAGCUCCACGGUCGACCAUGAGUGAGCACACGGAUGAGCAGAGCUUAUACAGCAAUGCGUUGGCCUGGCUGAUCUGUUCGGGGGUGUCUCUGCUGGCCAACACCUGGGGAAUCCUCAGCAUCAGCGCCAAGCAGAAGAAAUGGAAGCCGCUGGAGUUCCUCAUCUGCACUUUGGCCGGGACGCACAUUCUUAAUGUCGCCAUCCCCAUCACCAUGUACUCGGUCAUCCAGCUCAGGAGGCAGCAUUCGGACUACGAGUGGAAUGAGGGGCUGUGCAAAGUGUUCGUCUCCACAUUUUACACACUGACCCUGGUGACUUGCUUCUCUGUGACCUCUCUGUCUUACCACCGCAUGUGGAUGGUACGCUGGCCUGUCAAUUACAGGCUGAGCAAUACAAAGAAGCAAGCUGUACACACGGUGAUGGGGAUCUGGAUGGUAUCGUUCAUUCUAUCUACCUUGCCUGCCGUGGGCUGGCACGACACCACGGAACGCUUCUAUGCUAAGGACUGCCGUUUCAUCGUCACAGAGAUAGGCCUCGGUUUCGGGGUUUGCUUCCUAUUACUGAUCAGCGGGAGUGUGGUGAUGGGCGUGGUAUGCAUUGGCAUUGCCCUCUUUCAGACGUUCACCAUUCAAGCUGGGAACAACGUCAACAAGAACAAAUUCAAUGUACCCACAAUUGUGGUGGAAGAUGCCCAGGGUAACAGGAGAUCGUCAAUUGAUGGCUCUGAACCAUUAAAAACCUCUCUACAGAUAACCUAUCUGAUCAGUGGAAUUGUCUUUAUCUAUGACUUUUUGACAGGAUUCCCCAUUUUGGUGGUGAGCUUUGCAAGUCUCAAGUACGACACCUCUUACUCUUGGAUGGUGCUGUGCUUUCUGUGGUGCUCUAUUGUACAGUCGAUUCUUCUACCAUUGUUCCUUUGGGCCUGUGACCGCUAUAGGGCUGAUGUGAAAAGUGUCUGGGAGAAAUGUGUAGCUAUCAUGUCCAAUGAUGAUGUCGAUGAAGAAAACAAUCAAGAUGGAGCAAUUCACCCUGAAUCUUUCUAUGAAAGGCCCUACGAAUAUAACUGCGCCCCUGAAAUUCUGACUGUGGAUCGAAUUGCCAAAUACGACUAUUCAGCAUUGGAAAGGGGAGUUCCACAGGUGUACCCCAUGAGGGAUAUGCAAGAGGAUAAGAUGCAGUAUUUACAGGUUCCUCCAACCAGGCGCUAUUCCCAUGACGAGACAGACGUGUGGGCAACAAACCAGAUCACCUCAUACCUUCACAGAUGGGGCUCUUCAGAGAACAUAACAGGAGUUCUGCACUAUAGCUCCCCCAGACAUGAAAGGAGAAGAGGCAGCCCAAUCUCCCAACAUGACGAGUGCGCUUCUUUCCACAAAAGGAGGAAAUCUGCGGAUAGUGUCAUUUCUCUAAAGCAGCUGUCCAAGGAGGAAUAUCUUUCCGAUGACUUGAAAUGUUUCAGCCGAGAUGAAAUAAUCAACUACAUUGAUGAAACUCCAGUCCCUAGUCCCAUGAAGACCCCACUGAGAUCAUCAUCUGUAACACUCAUCCCAGAAAAAUAUGAACAGUAUUCAGUCACCUUUUCCCACUUUCCUUUGACCAAUUUUGAAAGAGAGCCUCACGUUCUCCGUCGGUUGUCAGAGGGCAAAGAGUGCUGCACCCCCAGGGGAUAUUUGGUGACUGCUUUCCCCACUGACCCAAACGUGGCUGCAAAGGACGCAGAAGCCCAGUGUCACCUGUCCACGGUCACCACCCCCAGCAUUAAGGAGGGAACCUCCAAAAGUUUUCGGACAGAUCUUUGCGUCUCCUGGGACAAUCAGGAAAAACUCAGCAAAAUAGGAAGUAAAGGAAGCACCAACAGUUUUGUAAGUUCACCUUCUGCUUCUUCGGGCUACAUGACUUUUCAUUCUGACUCAAUUGGAUCCACAUCCUAGGAAUGAACGUGGACCUUCCCAAAAAUUAAUGGUGUUUCUACGUUUGUUUACUACUAAGGGGAUUUUAUACUUCACACAGGAAGAAAUGAGUCACGCCAAAGAAUCAGUAAAAUAUUUUCAUGUCCUUUACAGUGGUUAAAAUUCUUUCAGACAUUUGAAAGAGAACUGGAAUAAUCUGGCAUCAAUGUCUGAAUAUUAUUGGUACCACUAACUAUUGUUUUCUAUUUUUAUUUUUUUAAGAUAAAUAAUUUUUAAGGGUAACACUGUUAAUAGGCAUUCCUGUAAGACUGAUACCAUUUAGAUGGAGGUAUGAGAGGAGAAAAAGGUGGAUGUAAAAUUGACACCAUUUUUUAAAACUUCCAAAUUGUAAAAUGGUUGCUCCACCAGAGGUAAUUCCAGAUCAUGUAUGUCUAUUUAUGCACUCCGGGUAUUUGGUGUAUUCUGUUUCAACUGAUGAUUUUCUUCACAUAGAGGACAAUGAAAUUAUUCUUUGGGAAGGGGAGAUGUGGAAGACCCCACUAUUGUUCCUCCUAUGUAUUUUGCAUUUGUAACUUCGGUGUCACAUACUGGCAGCAGUCUGUUGCCCUGCGAGAAUGAACAUUGGUUUCUCUUGGUCCCCGUAAAGUUGUCCUAAAAUUUAAUAGUAAGAAAUGUUUUCUUACAAGUAUUUGCAAUGGUUGCUCGUCAAAAGAUCCAGGGCAUGUUUCAUUUAUAUUAAAAACA